UUUGUGCGGCUGGUUCCCAACUAGAGAAUUUCGUCUUCGAAAUUGUGGAUACAGAGGGUAAUCUCGAUGAGAAUAUCCACAAUGAUGAGGAAAAUGGCCAUUUUCAUACACUUUCCAUAAAACUGGACUCAUCCAUUGGCAUUCAGCCUUCUUCAGAUUUGCAGCAUGAGAUUCAAACCUUGUGUCCAAAUACAAAUAUAAUGAUGCUACAGGACAAAUCAACCCCUAAUAAUAUAGCGAAUGUACUUUCCAUCAUCAAGAAUGAGGUUCUUGAGGAAACUGCUUUGUGCAUUGAACAUCGGGAAAGGGUUCUUGAGGAAACUGGUUUGCGCAUUGAACAUCGGGAAAGGGUACUGAAGUUGCUGCAUGACCGGAAGGUUGAAAUAGAGCAAUCUUUGGUGGAGUUAGGAGGGCCUUCCCCUUUGAACAUUGUGGACUGCUUUUUCGCCAAAGAGGAAAUGAUAGACAUGAUAGAAAACAGAGAUGGCUCGGAGCUGCAUUUUCCAUUUUGGAGGAUCUUAGCCAAGUAUCUGGGUGAAGAUCAAAUGCUCGGGAUCGUGUGCACAAACUCCGAGACGGCAUUUAGUCUCGAGACAUAUGACAAAAAUGGAGAAGUUGAUAUCCAAAAUGCUGCUCGUGCAAAAGCAGCUGAACUUGGCAAGUCUAUUAGUGGUGAAUUUCGUGUCAUAUGUCUUGAGGAAAUAAGCCCAUACAGACGAGAGAUUGAAGGCUGCGAUCCUCAAAGGAAACUGGCUUUUCCUCAUCCUACCUUACCUAGUGGAGAAAUCCCUCCAGGCUUCAUGGGAUAUGCAGUUAACAUGGUCGACAUAGACUUUGAUCAUUUGGCAACAAGAACAACUGAAGGCCUUGGUCUACGAGAAACACUAUUUUAUCGGCUUUUUGGCAAGUUGCAGGUUUAUGACACCAGAGAACACAUGAAGCAGGCCUGUGUCUGCAUAGAUCACGGUGCUGUAUCACUGGAUGGUGGAAUAAUACGAGAGGACGGCUUGAUUUCUCUAGGCUUCUGGAAGCCAGACAUAAUCUUUCCUGUUGUCACAUCUGAAAUUCAUAUAAAUACUUUGCCGGAGAGUACACAAGUAGGAAUGCAGAUUGCAGAGGCUAUGUCGGAGUUGAGAGUGACCCUAUGCAAGAUACGUAAGAUUACAAGAGCUUGCGAGGAAGAUAAGCGGCAAUUUUUGGGGAAGACUAAGGACUUUGUCAGUAAUGGACACAGCCGAGGCUUUAAUGAAAAAUCACUGUCCGAAGGUGGAAUUCUGCCCGGAUAAUUAUGUCUACCCCACCAUUUCCUCGUGAAUUAUUUCAAGUUUUAUAUUUCCAGCCUUGGAAACAUGGGAUAAUUGUCUAUGCCGAGAACGAGAGAAUCACUGAGUGUGUUUUUUGCAGCUACCAAUUUUUUGGAAUUGAAACUGUUACCGUAAGUUGAACAUUUUUGUCCUCUUUAUUGGAUUGAUGUUCCGGAA
This is a messenger RNA of Eucalyptus grandis, 1481 nucleotides long. RefSeq names its product structural maintenance of chromosomes flexible hinge domain-containing protein GMI1-like. The record is from RefSeq and is a predicted model, not a curated record. The transcript has 7 exons. NCBI's taxonomy places the organism in Eukaryota, Viridiplantae, Streptophyta, Magnoliopsida, Myrtales, Myrtaceae. Bases 201 to 1286 code for a protein of 361 amino acids.